Molecule: messenger RNA, 5538 nt
Organism: Xiphophorus couchianus (Monterrey platyfish)
Lineage: Eukaryota; Metazoa; Chordata; Actinopteri; Cyprinodontiformes; Poeciliidae
Gene: fez2b
Product: fasciculation and elongation protein zeta 2b
Exons: 10
Coding region: 74-1270 (398 amino acids)
Cellular component (GO): cytoplasm; axon
Source: RefSeq, a predicted model, not a curated record
CGUCAACGCAGACAGCAGAGCACCGGGGAGGACACCGAGAGACCGACCGCAUAGACAGGUUCACCGGGCAGCCAUGGCGGCGCCGUUAGCCCACUUCGAUGAGGACUGGCAGGACUUCAACGAAUUCAAGCCGUCCUCGGAGUCGGCCGAGCAGCUGGACCAGCUGAACUCAAACGUAGGCGACCCAUCGGGCCUAGACGACUUCUCCGAUCUGGACAACAGUUUCUCCGGGGAGAUCUGCAGCUUCAAGUCGAUGGAGGACCUGGUUCACGACUUCGACGAAAAGCUAACCGUGUGUUUCCGAAACUAUAACACCGCGACGGAAAACAUCGCUCCCAUUAAACCAAUCACAGAGGAGAAUUACCUGAAAGACGACGAGGUGUGGAACUCUUUGACCAAUAACUACGGAAACGUGAUGCCUGUGGACUGGAAGACGUCCUACACUCGGUCCUUGCACCUGCCUGCCCUCAAGCUCAAAGAUCAAGAGGGACAGAAGACGGAUAACCAGUCUUUGGAUCUGUCCGACGAUGAGGAUGAGGAGCUGCGGGAACAGCUGGAUAUGCACUCAAUCAUUGUCUCCUGCAUUAAUGAAGAGCCUCUCUUCACUGCUGAACAGGUGAUAGAGGAGAUCGAAGAGAUGAUGCAGGAAUCUCCCGACCCGGACGAUGACGAGAGUCCUUCCCAGUCCGACCUGUCGAUGCUCUCUCAGGACCUCGGCGCUUUGAAACGAUCCGGCUCCAACACCAGCUUUGAGGAACGGCUUCGUCAGCUGUCUGUGUCGGAGCUCAGCCGGACCCUGGAGGAAGUGGAGGCGGCCAUCCGCCGCUACAGCGAGGAGCUGAUCCAAGCUCUGGCGCUGCGAGACGAGCUGGACUUUGAGAAGGAGGUCAAGAACAGCUUUAUUUCGCUGCUGAUCGACGUGCAGAACAAACAGAAGGAGCACCGCGAACUGCUGCGCAAGAAGAAGAAAAUCCGUAGUACAACCACGACGGGGCCCAACGGUCAGAGGACAAACAGCACACACAUACCAGGCACGCUCCUCACUCUGGAGGGACUCUCCAAUGUCAUUCAAAAUGGUCUCCGUCAAACUUUUGGCCACUCAGGAGGGGAUAAACAGUAUCUGACCACGGUGAUCCCCUAUGAAAAGAAAGCAGGCUCUCCUUCUGUAGAAGACCUCCAGAUCCUCACAAAGAUCCUUCAUGCCAUGAGGGAUGACAGCGAGAAGGUACCAGCCCUCCUAACAGAUUACAUACUGAAAGCUCUCGUAUGAAAGCGGAGGAACCUGAGGUUCGUGAGGCUAACCCCGCUCAUUGACAUUGAACGCCUCAUCUUCCUCCCUGUCUGCGCAAUAUUCCCUUUUUCACCAGAGCAAUCAGCCUCCCACCCCUCCGUCGCUCUCUGCCGUGGUGCCAGUUGUGCUGUAUGGUGCUUCUAGCCGUGCUACACCCACUCUGAAAAACACAGCCCACUCGCGCUCAUAAUUUCCCCUCGCUCUGCCAGCUUGUAGUAGCAGCUGUUGGUGUGCUUGCUUCUCACCUGUAGUCGGGGGUUUCCUCGCCUCUAACCACACAUUCCUCCCGGCUGUAGCUGCUCUGCCAUACUCCACACCUCUGCUGCUUCAUGUGCUGCAGCGAUUCUCACCAGCUGUUUAUCUAUAUAUUUUUUUCUCCACAGUUCUUUGUCCCACGUAAAUUCAGACGGGAAGCUUUGGCCUCUUCAGCGUCGAGCGGCAGAGGAGGGUUUCAGUUUUGGAAAAACGCAGGAACUGAUUUAAAUCCAAACCUUCUUUCCUUUUUUUUCUUCUCAGUUUUCCUCGUGGAACUUUCUGCUCUGCCUCUCUCCUCGUAUUCUUUACUUUUGAUACGACUCUUAAGUCUUUUGUAGUUCUUUUUAAGUUCUAAUAUUUAGUUAGUUUUUUUUAUUCAUUCAGUGCUCCAUGUUUUCAUAUUGUGACUUUACACAGGUGCAUCUCAAUAAUUGAUACUAAAGUAAACUUUUUGAUGAUGCAAGUCGUUGCUAAGGAGAAACUCAUUUUAUAUGAAUUCUCUACACACAGAAUGAUAAAUUUCAAUUGUUUGUUUCUGUUAGUUUUCGAUGAUUAUGGCUUACAACUUAUGCAAAAACCAAAUUUACCCUCCAUCUAUUGAGUAAGCCACAAAAUGGCAUUGCUGAAGACAUUUGCUGUUCAGAAUUUUGUAUCCCAGCAUAUUAAGAGAAGGUUGAGUGGAAGGAAAAAGUGCAGUAGUAAAAAGGUCCACAAGCAAAAAGUAAAAGUGGUACUAUUACUAAUAUUCCACCUUAGUGAUAAUCCUCUUAUUUCAGUCUUAAAUAAUAUUUUAAUAUCUUGUGAAAUUAAUUUGGGGUUUUUCAGCAACUACAGGCAACAAUCAUCCAAACUGGCAUAAAUAAACAUUUGAAACAUAUCGACUCGAUGUUAAAAACUCAUAUCCGGCAUUUCUUUCUCAAGCUGAACUGCUGAAAUCAGCUUUUCGAUGAUACUCGAAUAUAUUGAGAUGCACCUGUAACGACUCAUGUGGAUGCCAGUAAUCAGUGUUAGCCUGAACACCUCACUUCCUGAUUAGCCAGGUGCUAUUGGAGAAAAACAAACGAUCCUUGAAGGUGUUUUGUUGUUUUUUUUAUCCGCUGAAAUCCAUCGGCAGGCCUCUGCAAGGGAAAUGCAGCCCAAACAGCCUGCUUUGAUUAUCAAAUCCACUUUCCCUCAGCUGCCUGACAGGGAAAACAAGUCCUGGUGUGAUCGGUGAAAAAGUGCCAGGCAAGUCGAAGGCAUCAAGCAUUGAUUAUCCCCAUGAUUUAUUGCACGAUUUUUAAGCUCAGCUCUCUCAAAAUCACAGAGGAAGCCCUUUAAUUUAAAACUUUAAAACUGUUUGUUGCAUGUUAGUUUCAGGUACAAGCUGUGUGAAGCUGAAUGUUUAAAAUGAGACGUUUUCUACAUGACUGAGAGGGAUUGCACAGUUUGAAAAAGGGACAAAAAUGAUCAAAGUCGUGAAAAAAAUAUUUUUGGAUAAGAAUUUUUUUUUUUAAGUUAACAAGAUGAGGGAUUGGAAUGAUUUUUCUAGAUGUUGUGAUGUCAACCCCAACAAAUUCACCACUUCCACGUAGGAUUAGUUUGCAGAUUCCUCUUGUUUCAUAUGUGCAUUGGUGGGAAAUAAUGUAUUAACUAAGUUUACGUCGGCAUUAAUUGUUGUUCUGUCACAUAAGUUAUCUGUGUUUUAGGACAUUGGCUUUAAGGACAGCGGGGUUGCACUUUAUCAGUGACCUGAUGGUGCAAAGGUGGAGUUCUGCAGAAUAUAGCACAGAGUGGAUCUCAUCAGCGAACGAUGAAAAAUCUUUGUCAAAAUGGAAUCAUUUUAAAUGAGCAUUCCUCUGGUUUUUCAAGAGAAACGUUAGUGAACAACAUUUCCGCUCAGUUUUCUCUUUAGUAAAGUCAGUGACAGAAAUGAUUUGAGGAGGUUCUGUGAUUAUAAUUAAUGUUAUCGGACUAAACAUUUAAAAGAUUCAAUGAGGAAAUUGGAAAUCCUUCAUUGAAAGGCUGUGGACUAUAGUAGUCUAAAUGUAUGUAACUUGGUUAAAGAUUGUGAAGGUUGGGUAGUUGUGGCUGAUAGUUUUUUUUAUGUUUAGUUGAAUGUAAAAGUAUCUUAUGAUAGUUUAAGUCAAAAUUUUAGCCAGUCAAGCCCGUUGCAUUUUAGCAUCUAUAUAUGAAAUCCCAGUUUUAUUGUCUUUUAGAAUUCUAGUUGUACACUUUUAAGAUCCAGUCAGAAUUUGCGUGCUGCCUGAAAUGUUGACAGUGAAGUGAAUUGGGGUGAAACAUUAGAAACGGCUAAAACAUGAGAAAAAUAUUUUACUAGCAGCUGCCUAGUUUCCUUAUGGCUUGUGCCGACUUAAAGCUAUGAGUCCUGCAGGGAAUCACCGGUGUGUGAUCACAGAUGAAGUUGGUACGCAAACAUUCAGGUCAGGUGUCGCUUAGGUCUCAGGUACAGUCGUCGGUGUCGGUACUUUAACGUUCUUGUUCUGGUAGAUAAAACAUUCCCAACUCAGUUUACAUGUCUAGUCUUGUCAGAGUUUCUAUAAGGACUUGAUUCGUGUCACCUGCAUGAUAAUAAUAAAACAUGAUCAAAGACGCGUUUUGCAGAAAACGUCCCAGGAGAAGCUUCCUGUGUAAUGGCUCAGGUGGUGUUUUCACUGCGUCUGCUUCAGUGUAGCAAUUUUAGAUAUGUCACCAAAGUCGAUCACAUUACAUAUAACUGCCCAUACUUUCUGAAACUCUCUCAGACAAUGCUAGGUACUUUCCGAAGCUUUUCUGAAACCUGGUGGGUACAUUCAGGAACUUUGCAGUUACUUUCCCAAAACCUUAAUGGAACUCGCUGGUUACCUUCCCGGAUCUUACUGAGUAUUUUCCUUGAACUUAUUGGAUGCUUUCUGGAUCUUAAAAGAUAUUUUUCUUGCGCUUUAAGGGAACUUUCUGGUUACUUCCCAGAAACAUUCUGGUUACUUUCUAGGACCUUGCAUGGAAAUAACUACUAAGCUCUCUGAAAGUUUCAGAAAAGUAAACCUUUAAGUCCCAGGAAGGCACUAGUAAAUUAUUAGCCACCUCAUAACACAGCCCAAUUGUUGAAAGUAUCCUCUCAGUUCUGGGAAAGUAACCAACGAAUUCCAUUCUGGAGAUGAACCACUAAGUUCUGUGGAAAAUAUGGGCUGUAUUGUGAAGCGCUACCGGAUUGGGAGACUCCAAGAAGGAAAAUGUUUUGGUGGGUGAAGUGGGUGUUGGGGAAGAUUGCACAUCGAUUUGCAAAAAAGUAAGAGGUAAUGAUUUUAUCUUUCUUCUAUUGUUUCAAAACAAUAUAUAUAUUUAAAUAUUUGUAUGUGACAUGUUUCUACAGAUGCCAGCUAUUUUCAACCCAGCAUGUGCUGCAUGCACUUUACUGCUGCUGCUGCAGAAAACACAUUUCCAAUGAUUAGUGAUUUGUUUACAGACAUAUUUAAAUAUCACACUAAAGGGAAAAGUGCAUGUUGCAGCAAUAUCAAGAAAACUGGAAAGGAAACAAGCAUUUAAUAUCUUUAAAGCUUAAAGGGGUUUUGUAAUGUCUGUUGAAUCAAAUGCGUUAAUGAAAAAUGUUUGUAAAUUUUAUCAGCAAUGGUUUAGAGGUGAAAUGGCUUUCAGCCCUCAUGUCACUGAAGGAUCUCUGGCCAUUUUGACAAACAUAUCAGUCUAACUCCAGGUUAGAGAUUUAUAUUUAUAAAUGACGAACAAGUAAAAAAAAACUAACAAAAACAAGAGGCUGCCUUUGUUAAAUGCCUGUAAAAAUAUUUUGUACAUUUAUUAAACUCAUGUACCUAAUGCAAUUUAUUUCCCUAGCUAGGGGGGGAUUAUGUUUACUGUCUCAUGUGGUACUGCAGUAUAGUAAUUUAUUAUGUGAAUGUUUUGUAACCAUGAUCUCGACUGUAGUGGUGCAAGUGUUUUGUGCCCACAUUAUUGCAUUGCGACACAUUUCAAAUAAAAAGAAAUUAUAUAUUUAAACA